This is a messenger RNA of Kwoniella shivajii, 2415 nucleotides long. RefSeq lists its product as uncharacterized. The coding region runs from base 1 to 2415 and encodes 804 amino acids. NCBI's taxonomy places the organism in Eukaryota, Fungi, Basidiomycota, Tremellomycetes, Tremellales, Cryptococcaceae. The record is from RefSeq and is a predicted model, not a curated record. The transcript is spliced from 3 exons.
AUGGUGGCAUCAAAAUCCACAAUGACCUGUCGAAGCCAUUUCACUCGCUCGUCUCUUUCGACCUCAGAAGAAAGCCAAGAGCCCCCAAAGAAAGGAUCCCUCAAAGGUUAUUCCAAGCUUGGAACACGUAAGGCAGUAUCAGAUGCAGACGAUGAUAGGAAUAAAAAGUCAGAUGAUGAGUACGAUCAGAAUCAAUUACAAGGGACAAAUAAACGAUCUAAAUCGUCUAAAACACCAGUGAGAAAAUCUUCGAGAAUACAAAUGCAAGAGCAAUUUCUAGAGCCUCAGAAAAAGAGAAAGGUCGCUACUGAGACACCCAAGUCAGCUAAACACGGCAAAUUCAUGAAAGUUGGAGAUGAAUAUGGGCGAAAGGUAUAUACCACUAGGUCGAAGACCAAAGUGAUUGAAGAUCCUCAAGUAAAUGUAAUCUCAGAUCCAGCUUCCCAAACCUCAAGUUCAUCGACUUCAUACGACCCUUCUUCCGAUAGCUACCGUCCUCAUGUAUCUCGAUUCUCGGGCCAAUCUUCCAGAUACAACGAAGAGCGAACACAAUCUAUCAGCGAUACAACUUUUGAUCAACCUUCAAGCAAGAACCCCGUUCUCGAUAUCAACACCGAAUCGUUGUCACUAGAAAUACAACAAAGUGUCUCUCGCGCACCCAACAAAAAGGAUCACGCCCAUCUUCCGUCAUUGGAAAUACCACACACCAGAGGAGGUAGUCAAUCGUUCGAGUCACCGCCACUUUCCUCCGAGAGAACUCAACAAACAAAGCUCGAAUGGUUCGACAACGAUUCCGAUCUCACUAGUCUUUCAGAUUACACAAGCGGGCAAUCAGAUUGCGGAAGUUCUGAGAUACAGAACCCAUUCAAAGACGAUGAUAUUGACCCCACGGAGGAGUUCAAUGAGGUUUGGCAUAGUGUUCAGGUACCUUGUCCAGUACAGUCAGAGCUCUCUCUUAACGACUGGAAAACUCGACUUAACGAAUCAGUCCAUUAUCCGUCUUAUCAAGAUCACCAAGAUUGGGAUUCACGUGAUCUGGCAGGAACGCCUCCGCCUUAUGACAAUCUAGACGAUCUUCAAGAAGAAGAAGUUAGAGGAUUAGCCCAGCAGCAGGAAGAAGGAGAGGAGGAGGAGAAAUGUGGAGUUGGUUCAGCAGUCAGACAUAGCCUUGAUACUGUUCCGUCAUUGACACACCCAGGACGAGACGAUAGUAUAGAGGUAAAUGACACGAUGGAGCAUGAUCAAGCGGCAGAACCUGAAGUUACGGAAGGGGACAAGAACAUACAAAGGCUAAAUAAUCUGAGCGAACCGGGGGCUCAGCUUCCAGUUGAAUCACAUACCGGCGACCAAACAAUGGACAGUGAAGGACAGUAUCAUUCAGAGAAUCCCAAAGAUGCGAACGAAAUCGAUUUCAAUUAUGAAGAAAUAGCCCCCUUAGAAAGCUUAAUAGAGAAUUGGACUCCAUUGUCGUCUCCGUCUUCGGGUAUGAAGCAAACCCCUCCUAACGAACAAACUCUCGAGGAUCACAUAGCUGCCCAUUUCGCAAAAAAUGCUCAAGAUGACGAGAUAAUCGCCAUGUCUGAGCCCAUGAAAGAUGAGGAGAUCGCUUCGCAAGAUACUAAUCACAACAGUGUUCCAUCGCUAGUCAUCACAGAUCAAGACGGUCAUGAGGUUCCACUUCUUCCUAAAGACGUAGAUGGAGAAGCAGAACAACGUCAUGCGGAUCCUGAUGUAAUUAACCUAUUAUCUUCCGAGCUCACGCCUAGGCUUCCAAAGCCUGACCUACUUCACCAUCCCUAUAAUCCUGCCCAAGAAGAAAUGCAUGUCGAAGAUAUCGAAGAGAUGCUUUUUAACGUCAAUAAUGACACAGGAGACAGGGAUGAGGUCAACAGCCCUCAAUGUCGUCAUCUGGCAAGCACAGCCACUUCUGCACCACACCUUGUCACUGGUGCAUCAAGUAAUCAAGAUACACAAAACUCACCUUUGACAUCCCCGGAACCAUCUUCGAAUACGGCCAAAUAUUGGUCCACUGUAUUGGGGAUAAGUCCAGGAACUUCAAAGAUGUCAAUCUUGUCCUUAACAUGUCAAUUCAUAAAUCACUUACCUACAUUUGGUUUUGAUGCAAUGACCGGUUUACCCAAUAACUCUCCUGCAUCAAUCAUGAAAUGGCCUACCCUAUCAACUUAUAGUAACACUGAAUCCUCAAUCACACCGCUCAGACUAUCUCGUCCGGUUGGCCGACAAAAAGUUAGAUUCUCACCUUAUAUUCAAUUGGCGAUUGUCCCUCGAUUCUGUGCAGAACCUGUAAUCCGUGUCCCAACACCCGCAGCAACGGAGAAACCCAUCUCUAUCCCCACACUGUGUCCCAAUAGAAAGAGGGGUCGUCCAGCCAAAACGAGGAAGACAUCUUCUUGA